ACCCCCCCACUCCUCCUGCGGGCUCACCAGGUUGGUUCAGAGACGUCCAGCCGCUGUCGGUGCCCCCGCGUCUGUCAGGCCCCGCUGUUGACUACGGAGGAUUCUUUCACCUCUGGAUCCGAGUUCUUAGACAUUUACGAGAAUGCCCACGAUAAAGUUACAGAGCUCCGAUGGAGAGAUCUUCGAGGUGGAUGUUGAGAUAGCCAAACAGUCUGUCACCAUCAAGACCAUGUUAGAAGAUUUGGGAAUGGAUGAUGAAGGCGACGAUGACCCGGUCCCCCUCCCCAAUGUAAACGCUGCCAUCCUGAAGAAGGUAAUUCAGUGGUGCACUCAUCACAAAGAUGACCCCCCUCCCCCCGAAGACGACGAGAACAAGGAGAAGAGGACGGAUGACAUUCCCGUGUGGGACCAGGAGUUCCUCAAAGUGGACCAAGGCACCUUGUUCGAACUCAUUCUGGCAGCCAACUAUUUGGACAUCAAAGGUCUGUUAGAUGUCACCUGCAAGACGGUGGCCAACAUGAUUAAAGGCAAAACCCCGGAGGAGAUCCGGAAGACUUUCAACAUCAAGAAUGAUUUCACAGAGGAGGAGGAAGCCCAGGUACGCAAAGAGAACCAGUGGUGUGAAGAGAAGUAGAGGGGGGGGGGUCCCACCAACACUACCACGCUCAAUAGGAAUCGGCCCUGCUAACUGGUUGCACUGGUGUUGUUCAUACUUGUCAAUAUUUACAUUUAGUUUAUUUAGAGGCGCACACACACCUUCCUCUUAUUUCUCCACCCUCAGCAUGAGCAUCUAAACUGUCCUGCGUCUCGUCAUUAUUUAAACCAAGAGGCUCUUUUGUUUCCGCUCACGUAAAACAAGAUUAGAAGACUUUUUUCUUUCCCUAUUUUUAAAUGCUAUUUUUGUCUUUUUUUUACUGGACAUGUUUGUUUUCUUGUAGGUUUCAAUUGGUGAAAUAAAAAUGUUGACAAUGGAAAUAAAAGGGUGCAAAUUUUAUUUUAAGAUGUGUUUUUGUUUCAUCAUUCCUGAUUCACGGUGGUCUUGAAUUGGAAAACUUUUUUGUCGGAUGAAGCUGAAUUUUUGGGAUGACCCAACACUUUGUUGAAGGAUUAAAUAAACGUAAAAAAGCCAGUUGUGUGUAGUUUUAUUUUUCCUUUCGUCAUCCUGAAUAAUGUCUCACAGCAGACGUGGUAAAGUUGAUAAAAACACUUUAAUACAUCAAACAAAAACAGGUAAUACAUGAGGUGCUGGUCAACAGGAAGUGGAAGCCGGGUUUGUUGGAACAUGCAACGGACUGAACACAAAGGGACGACUCAAUGUGUCGCUUUAGGAAACGGCCCCCUUUUAAAUUUUUUUUUUUUUUUUUUACAUAGAAACAA
Molecule: messenger RNA, 1377 nt
Organism: Pungitius pungitius (ninespine stickleback)
Lineage: Eukaryota; Metazoa; Chordata; Actinopteri; Perciformes; Gasterosteidae
Gene: skp1
Product: S-phase kinase-associated protein 1
Exons: 6
Coding region: 143-634 (163 amino acids)
Biological process (GO): SCF-dependent proteasomal ubiquitin-dependent protein catabolic process
Cellular component (GO): cytoplasm; nucleus
Molecular function (GO): cullin family protein binding
Source: RefSeq, a predicted model, not a curated record